Condylura cristata (star-nosed mole) is the source of this 1499-nucleotide messenger RNA. It is a transcript of the gene PEBP1, whose product is annotated as phosphatidylethanolamine binding protein 1. Bases 161 to 724 code for a protein of 187 amino acids. NCBI's taxonomy places the organism in Eukaryota, Metazoa, Chordata, Mammalia, Eulipotyphla, Talpidae. The record is from RefSeq and is a predicted model, not a curated record. Gene Ontology annotation, biological process: negative regulation of MAPK cascade. The transcript is spliced from 4 exons.
CGUGGUGGGGGGCCUGGGCGCGUGCGCUUCCCGGACCGCCGUGCCAGUGCGCUCGAACUGUUAUAAGACCCGCUGGUCUGCUCGAACUGUUACAAGACCCGCUGGUCUGCGCCUGGUCUCUCAGCUGCUCGCUCGCCUGCCAGCCCUGCUCAGUCCCGCGAUGCCGGCGGAUCUCAGCAAGUGGACCGGGCCCUUGUGCCUGCAGGAGGUGGACGAGCGGCCGCAGCACUCGCUGCAGGUCAAAUACGCCGGAGUGGAGAUCAGUGAGCUGGGCGUCGUGCUGACGCCCACCCAGGUUAAGAACCGGCCCACCAGCAUUGCUUGGGAUGGCGCUGAUCCAGGUAAACUCUACACCUUGGCCAUGACAGACCCGGAUGCUCCUAGCAGGAAGGACCCUAAAUACAGGGAAUGGCACCAUUUCCUGGUGGUCAACAUGAAGGGCAAUGAUAUCAGCAGUGGCACAGUCCUCUCUGACUAUGUGGGCUCCGGGCCUCCCAGGGGCACAGGCCUUCACAGGUAUGUUUGGCUGGUUUACGCCCAGGAUGGGCCGCUGAAGUGUGACGAGCCAAUUCUCAGCAAUAGAUCCGGAGACCAUCGUGGCAAUUUUAAGGUGGCUGCUUUCCGCAAGAAGUACCAGCUGGGUCCCCCAAUAGCUGGCACAUGUUACCAAGCUGAGUGGGAUGACUAUGUCCCCAGACUCUAUGAGCAGCUGUCUGGGAAGUAGGGGGAUGCCAGGAGAUGGAGACAGCCCCUGAAGCCCCCAUAUUCAAGUUCAGUGAUGCACGUAGAUUUCUCUUCCCUGCUUCCUUUCUGUCUAAUAGGUGGAUCUGAGCAAUGAGAUAGUGUUUGAGAGUGACCACCUUUUGCUUACUUUAAUUCUAGAGGGUCAUUCACCAGAUUUAUGUUUUGAUCAAACUUAAACUCUAUGCUGGGGAAUAUUUUGGAACUGUGAUGGGGUUAACAAAUUAUUAGUGUAAACAUAGCAACCCACAGGUAAAGAAGAGAAAAUUCAGCAGCUCUAGAGUAAUGGAGCAACACAUCAAAUAAUUCUCUAAAGGAGAAUUAACAAAAAUAAAGAUUCCUUGCCCCUCUGCCUUCGUGAGCCCAAGUCCAGGAUGGUGUGUGACAACACAGAUGUGUUUACCUGGCAUGACACAGACGUGUUUUCAUGGCCCCCUCUCUCCUGAAGACAACUAGCAGCUGCCAUGUCUGCUAACCACCAGCACGCAACAUCUCAGGCUGGUGACUGGGUGUCAGCAUCCCACUGUGGCUUCUUCAAGGAGCACUACUGAAAAAAAGCAAUGAGGAGAGUGGCUUUGACAUCGUCUAGCUGAGCUGCAGGGCUGGGUGACAGGUUUAUUAGAAGUCCCUACGUCUGUGCCUGUGAAACUGAUCACUGUUCAUGGUCUGAGAAAAGCUGGCCUCGGGUUGCUCAAUGUUGUGUUAAUUCUGCUAUUUGCUUGUAGUUGAACAAAAAUAAAACUGUAUGGAUGAAACCA